Tricharina praecox is the source of this 1009-nucleotide messenger RNA. RefSeq lists its product as uncharacterized. The coding region runs from base 86 to 817 and encodes 243 amino acids. NCBI's taxonomy places the organism in Eukaryota, Fungi, Ascomycota, Pezizomycetes, Pezizales, Pyronemataceae. The record is from RefSeq and is a predicted model, not a curated record. The transcript has 4 exons.
CUGUAACAACCGAGAAAGGAGAAAACCCGGAGAUUGUAUGAAAGAGGCGGAGGCUAUGUGACUUUAUUUGUACACGUGACUGCAGAUGACGUCAAGCUACAGGCUCUAUACCACCUUCGCCUUGCGCCCAAACUCGAGACAAUGCGGCGCGGGCUCGACAACAUGCAACCCAACAACUGUGGCUGUCGGCCAAGCCCACGGACGGAGAGUGUCCGAGUACUCAGGAGAGGAGGGGUGGGUUACGAAGAUGAUGGCCUCUCGAGAUUUCCGCCAGUUAACCCGACCCGAGUCAGCCAGGCUGACCACGCCCUGGUCUACCCAAAAUUCCAGCACGGCUGUGAGAACCGCCGGUCCGACAGUGACGAAGCGGUUUUUACUUCAUCCAGCUACAGAAAGCCAUUGGAAUAUCAGGCUUAUCCUAGUUAUCGUACCUAAUCAACUCUUCAAGCGAAGAGUGCACCGUCAUUUGUCAGUUUUGCUGAAGGGCAGUUUGCUAUCAACCGCGUCGAUCGGUCCCACCUACGUCAGCCGUACCGACCGGCGACACACGCGGUCAAUCCGACCUGCUUCAGUUGUACAGACCGGCGAGACACGGGCGUGCCCAGAUACCCCGCACGAUGAAUGGUUUCGAUUGUCAGCCUUUGCUGCGGCAACCUAUGUACGCAUCCAUAGAGAACACACCAAUCCUCUUCUACGUCGAAACCACACACAUUCUGUAUUACACAGCUUCCGAAUACUUGACCUCACCGCGACAACACAGCUAUGCACAGAGCCAGUGAGCUGUUCCUCAAGGCCAAGCGCGUUGACAAGGCGGUAGAAUGCCAAAUUGCCGCUGGGAAUCAUCUAGCAGCCUCAGAACUUUUGGCUAAGCAUGGAAAAUCACAACGCGCCGCUUGGGCUUUCAUGGAUGCGAAUGCACCUAAACGGGUGCUGAGGGUAUACGUUGAUAUUGCUGACCACGAAAAAGCUCUGGCUACCUACUUCCAUUCCGGGCUCUUCGCCGAUGUGG